Molecule: messenger RNA, 3540 nt
Organism: Budorcas taxicolor (takin)
Lineage: Eukaryota; Metazoa; Chordata; Mammalia; Artiodactyla; Bovidae
Gene: MERTK
Product: MER proto-oncogene, tyrosine kinase
Exons: 19
Coding region: 110-3109 (999 amino acids)
Biological process (GO): cell surface receptor protein tyrosine kinase signaling pathway; phagocytosis; cell migration
Cellular component (GO): signaling receptor complex
Molecular function (GO): protein binding; transmembrane receptor protein tyrosine kinase activity; ATP binding
Source: RefSeq, a predicted model, not a curated record
GUCUCCGGGAGUGGGCUGUUUUUGCGCGCGCUAGGCCGGCGACGCGGCAGGUUCCGGACGUCCAUCUGUCCGUCGGUCCAAAGAGACUGUUCAGACCCGCAAUCUCGGGAUGGGGCGGGCUGUGCUGCUGUUCCUGCCGUGGCUCUUCCUCUCCGCGCUCUGGACACGAGCUAUUGCUGAGAUGAAGGAAGGAACCAGCCCCAACCUGCUGUUCUCUGGUUCUCUCCCAGGAAGCUUACAGGUUGACCACACGCCAUUUUUCUUUCCUCACACUGGUCGCUACCAGCCCACCGCUGUGUCUCCACCCAUCCAGCCUGGAACACCAAUCCCUGGAAAUGUAGCCUUUCCCAGGGUGACCUCCGCCAGGUCCAAGCUCCUACCGCCUCUUGCAUUUAAUCAUACGGUUGGCCAUAUAAUACUUUCUGAACACAAAGAUGUCAAGUUUAAUUGCUCCAUCAACAUACCUAACAUCUACCAGGACAGUGCAACUAUUUCUUGGUGGAAAGAUGGGAAGGAAUUGUUGGGGGUCCAUCAUGCAAUUACUCAGUUUUAUCCGGAUAAUGAAGUUACAGCAGUCAUCGCUUCCUUCAGCAUAACCAGUGUGCAGCGUUCAGACAAUGGGUCGUACAUCUGUAAGAUGAAAAUAAACAGUGAAGAGAUCGUGUCUGACCCCAUCUACGUCGAGGUUCAAGGACUUCCUUACUUUACGAGGCACCCCGAGAGCAUGAAUGUCACCAGAAACACAGCCUUCAACCUCACCUGUCAGGCUGUGGGUCCACCCGAGCCCGUCAGCAUUUACUGGGUUCAGAACAGCAGCCGUGUUAAUGAACUUCCAGAAAGAUCCCCCUCUGUUCUGACUGUUCCUGGUCUGACCAAGACCACAAUCUUCAGUUGUGAGGCCCACAAUCAAAAAGGGCUGACCGUAUCCAAAAGCGUGCAGAUCAACAUCAAAGCAAUUCCCUCCCCACCUACUGAAGUCAGGGUCCACAACAGCUCCGCACACAGCCUGCUCAUCUCCUGGGUCCCGGGUUUUGACGGCUACUCCCCGCUGAGCGAUUGCAGAAUUCAGGUCAAGGAAGUUGAGCCGCUGAGUCAUGGCUCAGUCAGGACUUUUAACACCUCCGGUUCAGCACAUCUGUAUCAAAUUGAGCAGCUGGAGGCUCUGGAGAAUUACAGCAUUGGCGUGUCCUGCAUGAAUGAAGUCGGCUGGUCUGCAAUAAGCCCUUGGAUUCUGGCCAGCACAACCGAAGGAGCCCCAUCAGUAGCACCUCUGAACGUCACCAUGUUCCUGAAUGAGUCCAGCAACAAGGUGGCCAUUAGGUGGAUCAAGCCUCCCAUUAAGCGGCAGGACGGGGAUCUCGUGGGCUAUCACAUCUCUCAUGUGUGGCAGAGUGCGGAGACAUCCAAAGAGCUCUUGGAAGAAGUUGGCCAGAACCGCAGCCUUGCUCAGCUUUCUGUUCAAGCGCACAAUGCCACAUGUACCGUGAGGAUUGCUGCCGUCACCAAAGGGGGUGUGGGGCCCUUCAGUGACCCGGUUAAGAUCUUCAUCCCUGCACGCGGUUCAAUAGACUUUGCUCCCUCAUCUACCCCAGCACCUGGCAACACAGAUCCUGUGCUCAUAAUCCUUGGCUGCAUUUGUGGAUUUGUUUUGAUUGGGUUGGUUUUAUACAUUUCUCUGGCCAUCAGGAAAAGAAUCCAGGAUACAAAGUUUGGGAGCGCCUUCACAGAGGAGGAUUCUGAAUUGGUCAUCAGCUACAUGGCAAAGCAGUCCUUCUGCCGGCGAGCCAUCGAACUCACCUUACAGAGCUUGGGAGUCAGUGAGGAGCUGCAGAAUAAACUAGAGGAUGUCGUGAUUGACAGGAGCCUUCUUAUUCUUGGCAAAAUUCUGGGUGAAGGAGAGUUUGGGUCUGUCAUGGAAGGAAAUCUUAAUCAGGAAGAUGGGACCUCUCAGAAGGUGGCUGUGAAAACCAUGAAGUUGGACAACUUUUCGCAGCGAGAGAUUGAGGAAUUUCUCAGUGAGGCCGCGUGCAUGAAAGACUUCAACCAUCCGAACGUCAUUCGGCUCCUAGGCGUAUGUAUAGAAAUGAGCCCUCAGGGCAUCCCCAGGCCCAUGGUGAUUUUACCCUUCAUGAAAUACGGGGAUCUGCACACCUACCUCCUCUAUUCCCGACUGGAGACAGGACCGAAGCAUAUCCCCCUGCAGACCCUGCUGAAGUUCAUGGUGGACAUUGCCCAGGGAAUGGAGUAUCUGAGCAACAGGAACUUUCUUCACCGGGAUUUAGCUGCUCGGAACUGCAUGUUGCGAGAUGACAUGACUGUCUGCGUGGCGGACUUUGGCCUCUCUAAGAAGAUCUACAGCGGUGAUUACUACCGCCAGGGCCGCAUCGCGAAGAUGCCUGUGAAAUGGAUCGCCAUAGAGAGUCUCGCAGACCGAGUCUACACCAGUAAAAGUGAUGUGUGGGCCUUUGGCGUGACCAUGUGGGAAAUAGCCACACGAGGAAUGACCCCCUACCCCGGAGUCCAGAACCACGAGAUAUAUGACUAUCUUUUCCACGGCCACCGGCUGAAGCAGCCCGAGGAUUGCCUGGAUGAAUUGUAUGAAAUCAUGCACUCGUGCUGGAGAGCUGAGCCCCUGGACCGCCCCACCUUUUCAGUGCUGAGACUGCAGCUAGAAAAGCUCUUGGAGAGUCUGCCUGUGGCUGGGGACAAAGCUGAUGUCAUUUAUGUCAACACACAGCUUCCAGAGAGCGGAGAGGGCCGGGCCCAGGGCUCGGCACUGACUCAGCUGGACUUGAGCAUCGAUCCCAACUCCAUCAUUGCUUCCUGCAUGCCCAGCGCCACCAUCAGCGUGGUCACAGCAGAAGUUCAUGAGCACAGACCUCAGGAGGGACGGUACAUCCUGAAUGGGGGCAAUGAAGGAUGGGAAGAGCCAGCUAUGGCUUCCCCCACCACAGGAACAGCGGAAAAGAACCGGGUUCUACCGGAGGACACACUGGUGAGGAAUGGGGUCUCUUGGUCCCAGUCCAGCACGUUGCCCUUGGGGACCUCAGGGCCGGAUGAACUUUUAUUUGCUGAUGACUCCUCGGAAGGCUCAGAACUCCUCAUGUGAGGAGAGCUGAGAUACUACUCCCAAACCCUGGAAGUUCCUACUUUGAAGACCCUUGGUUUUUUUUUUUUGUAUUUGCCUUCCUUAACAAGUAAGUGCCCCAGCUGGAAAGCACCAUGUGAAUGCUGUCAAGUAAGUCAUCAUUGUUUAAAGUACAUAAUAUAUAUUUAUUUAAAGAGAUAGUAUCUAUAUGUAUAUGGUGGAAAGAGACAAAGAUAUUCUAUUUUAAUAAAAGAUGACUUGUAUCAUGUCACUUUUCUAGCAGAUAGUAACAUUUAAGCCCUAACAGCCUCAUCUCUAUGGCAGUUCCUGGAUGUUAACAUUGGCACAAAUUUUUUUUUUUUUUUAAGUUUUUUGUCUUUUUCAUGACUAUUAAAUAUUUGUAAAAUGAAAUACCCUAUUUGCCGUUGCUCCUGGUCUUAAGAAAAAUCUUG